Tripterygium wilfordii is the source of this 944-nucleotide messenger RNA. RefSeq names its product membrane-anchored ubiquitin-fold protein 3-like. The transcript is spliced from 4 exons. Bases 280 to 636 code for a protein of 118 amino acids. The record is from RefSeq and is a predicted model, not a curated record. Lineage: Eukaryota; Viridiplantae; Streptophyta; Magnoliopsida; Celastrales; Celastraceae. Gene Ontology annotation, molecular function: protein binding.
AUUCUGUGCUUGUUUGGUGCGACUUGGCAACUCCUUGGCUUUCUUCAGCUCCGCAACAAACCCUGAUCAUUUCAAAACACCAUAGAAAAACUGCAGAUAGACGAUCCUGUGACCCGAUCAAGCCGAUCAAAGCUGAUAUACGAUCUUUACAUCAACUCUCUGUUUAAUUGUACCAAUUCGGGAUCAAGAUCUGAUGAGCUCAUCGGAACCAUUUGUUAGAAGGUUUGAACGCACUCAUAGAAAAGUUCAGUUGUUAGAUUGAAAGAGAAUUCAACUCAAAUGCCGGAGGAGGAUUUGGUUGAUAUAAAGUUCAGGUUGUACGACGGGUCUGAUAUAGGGCCUUUCCGGUACUCUUCGGCAUCAACCGUCGACAUGUUAAGGCAGAGAAUUGUAUCCGAUUGGCCCAAAGGAAAAACAAUUACACCAAAGACAGUGAAUGAAGUCAAACUGAUAAGCUCUGGUAAAAUUUUGGAUAACAGCAAGACAGUUGAUCAGUGCAAAACACCAUUUGGUGAUCAAGGUGGGGGAGUAAUCAUUAUACAUGUUGUUGUACAGCCAUCCCUAGCAAAAACUAAAACAGAAAAGAAGGUCGAUGAUUCGCCCAGGAAAAUUGUUUGUUCGUGUUCCAUAUUGUGAUGGCACAAGGUACUCAGAUUUCUUCAUUGUUAACAGGAAGCAUCGUGCAGUGAUCAUGUUUUUCUGUGUCUAUACCAUAUUCGUUUUUUCUUUUUCUUUUUUCUCUUUUGGUUCACUCCUUAUUACAUAGCUUGAAUGAUUUAUAGCAGUAUGGAAAGCUGUAUAGCUCUAUUGAUGUAAAAGCAAAUGCCGCGAACAAAUGUACAUGAAAAAUGCUCUGCGUUCAAUUCUGUUACGCAUCACCAAACUUUGACGUGUGGACCAUGUGGUUUAUAACUUUAUAUACGGCUGCCUCUCAUUCGGGUCGA